Effrenium voratum is the source of this 1166-nucleotide messenger RNA. The record is from the annotation of a GenBank genome assembly. Lineage: Eukaryota; Dinophyceae; Suessiales; Symbiodiniaceae.
AGCGUUCAGGCAUUUCAGCUUUUGGAUGACGCGUCUGGUUGGGCUGCUUCUGGGGCAGGUCUGGCAUGCUGCUUCCGAGGUCCGGGGCCACCUGCAGCCCUUCGGCGGCUGGGCGGACGGGGAGCCCGUGGAGGAGAGGGGCGACGUGCCGGACCCGGAGGAUUUCUACACCGAGUACUGCACCUCGGACGGAGGCCAUGGGAGACCCGUGGUCUUCCGCGGGGCCGCGGCCAGCUGGAAGGCCAUCAAGUGGACCGACGACGAAGAUCUCCUGUGGAGGUUCGGCUCCCAGCGCGUCACCGGCGUGGAGCACAACCUGAAGGAGACCCGAGCCGGAGGUCAGGUGGAUGGCAUGAACACCUUCGGGGACUUCCUGAACGCGUACAACAACUCAGACAUCUACAUGGUCUCCAAUGUGCCAAAGAAAAUGAUGAAGGAGGUGGAGUUUCUCCGAUGUAUGGAGUGCGGCGGGUAUUUGAGAUUCUUGGACACCCAAAACUUCUGGAUGGGUCGAGGGGGCAGCAAGUCGGUUGUCCACUACGACGACCAGGACAACAUCAAUUGCAUGCUGGCGGGUGAGAAGCGAUUUGUCUUCAUGCACCCGUCUUACAAGAAAGACUUCGAGGCACACCCAAAUAGCGCAAAGAACCGCUUCGGCUGGGUGGACACGGAUUUGGACAGGUCAAUCCCUGGUUAUGGUGCCUUCAUGAGAAUCGAUGUGGACAAAGUGGAUCUCAUCAAGUACCCAGGCUGGCGCGAUGUGAAGUGGAGCUACGCGGAUCUCAGACCUGGAGACUGUAUAUACAUCCCUUACCAGUGGUAUCACCAGGUCACAGCGAAACCUGGGCGCUCCAUCAACGUGCACGUUUGGUACUGGCGCCCAGCUGCCUUCGACGCCGAGAGCUGCAAGUCCGGGGCUGGGGCGCGGCCCCGGGGCCCCGAGCUGGGGGGAAGCGCGAAACGGGAAGAAGCGCGAGCGGGGAAUGCCGGCCGAAUCGCUGGUUUGGGGAAAAAUCGUCCAGAGUAAGCUCAGAAACUUCCCUGCUGGCACAAAGUGAGCGUGUCCUUGAGAAUGCAUGCACUGCGGGCGAGAAAGCUAAGAAAAAGCCAGAGAGCACGAGAACUGAGGUGCAUGAAUUCGGAUGUGGCACCCCCUGCGUUUGUGG